AUGAAAGAGUUUACGAACAUAUAUGCCAUCGCGGCUGUUGCCGUGAUCGGCGGUGGUUUGUUCGGUUUUGAUAUCAGCUCUAUGUCUGCUAUCAUCUCGACCUCACAGUACCUUUGCUACUUUAACCAAGGUCCAGACUAUUACGGGGUGAUAACCCCAGACAACCCGGAUGGUACCCGCUGUAGCGGCCCUAGACCCUCUACCCAAGGCGGUAUCACCGCUGCCAUGCCCGGUGGUUCCUGGGUUGGCGCUCUUGUUUCCGGAUACCUGUCAGAUAUCCUUGGCCGAAAGAAAUCGAUCCAAGUCGGCUCUUUAUUUUGGAUUAUCGGAAGUAUAAUCUCCGCUGCGGCUCAAAAUAUUGGUAUGCUCGUAGCUGGACGUUUUAUCAACGGCUUCGCUGUUGGUAUUUGCUCUGCUCAAGUCCCCGUCUACAUUUCUGAACUGGCUCCUCCCUCGCGAAGAGGCAGAUUAGUGGGCGCACAACAGUGGGCUAUCACAUGGGGCAUCUUGAUUAUGUUCUAUAUGUCAUAUGGGUGUACAUUCAUCGGGCCAGCAAACGGAACAACGGCCUUCAGACUCCCUUGGGCCCUCCAAAUGAUUCCCGGCAUCUUUCUCCUCUUUGCGCUUUUCUUCAUGCCUGAAUCUCCUCGCUGGCUUGCCAAAAAGAACCAGUGGAAUGAAACUGAAAGAAUUAUAGCCGGCAUCCAUGGCAAAGGUGAUGCUAACCAUCCCUUCGUCAGAGCCGAACUGCAAGAAAUCGGCGACUUCGUAAAACUGGAGUCAACUAACGAGACCACUUAUUUCGAUCUCCUCAAACGGAACAUGAUUUUCCGAACUCACGUUGGUGUCUUCACUCAGAUUUGGAGCCAGUUGACCGGUAUGAACGUGAUGAUGUAUUAUAUUACCUACGUAUUCGCAAUGGCUGGAUUGAGAGGCAACACCUUGCUUGUAUCAUCCUCGAUUCAAUUCAUCAUUAACGUCGCUAUGACCGUUCCCGCUCUUAUCUGGGUGGACAGAUGGGGCCGGCGUCCCACUCUCCUAGCUGGAGGAAUCCUCAUGUGUGUUUGGAUGUUUGCUACAGGCGGCAUCAUGGGAGCCAACGGCCACUAUGUGCCCGGGGGUAUCAACGGAGUCAAAGCAGUAUCAUGGGCUGUCAACCAGGGUGCCCCCGCCAAAGCUGUCGUGGCCUGUACCUUCCUCUUUGUGGCCUCCUUCGCUCCGACCUGGGGCCCCGUUUCCUGGAUCUAUCCACCGGAGCUGUUCCCUCUCCGCUUCCGCGGAAAGGCUGUCGCACUUUGCACGUCCUCCAACUGGAUAUUCAACUUUGCCCUGUCCUACUUCGUCCCGCCAGCCUUUGAAAAUAUCCAGUGGAAGGCAUAUAUGAUCUUUGGCGCCUUCUGUGCUGCAAUGACCAUCCACGUUUUCUUCGCCUUCCCAGAAACAGCAGGAAAAUCCCUCGAAGCCGUCGAAGAUAUCUUCAACACAAGCACUCCAGCAUGGAAAACACGCGUUACCACAAAGGAAACCAUCGCAGCUGAACGGGGCGAUGUCGAGGCCAAGCAUACAUUUUCUGAGCGUACCAGGAUACACGCAAAUAUUGCUAUGCAAGACGUCCCAGCGAGGACCGGGGCUGGCUCCGGUGCGGGUGCCGCCAACCUGACCAGCAAGGUCAACUUUAACCCCACAGAGCGUACCGCGUCUGGGUCCAGUCGCAGUACCUAG
Blastomyces dermatitidis ER-3 is the source of this 1722-nucleotide messenger RNA. Its product is annotated as sugar transporter. The coding region runs from base 1 to 1722 and encodes 573 amino acids. Lineage: Eukaryota; Fungi; Ascomycota; Eurotiomycetes; Onygenales; Ajellomycetaceae. The transcript has 8 exons. Gene Ontology annotation, molecular function: carbohydrate:proton symporter activity. Gene Ontology annotation, cellular component: membrane. The record is from RefSeq and is a predicted model, not a curated record. Gene Ontology annotation, biological process: carbohydrate transport; transmembrane transport.